CGUUGGUCCCAGUUCAAGACCUACUCCACCUUCCAGCGCACCUGGGACAUCUGGGGCUUUGGCCUCGCCUUCUUUUUCAAGCUCUGGUGCAUCAACCAGAAGUGGUGGUACGGCAAGGAGGGGAUGAGCGAGGGGGCGGUGAGCGGGCAGCGCGCCGCGCUGGCGGCCUGGCUGCGCGAGGGCCUCGUCAAGCUGGGGCCCACCUUCAUCAAGAUCGGCCAGCAGUUCUCCACGCGCGUGGACGUGCUGAGCCCGGAGUUCAUUAAGGAGCUGGAGAAGCUGCAGGACAACGUUCCCGCCUUUGAGAGCGAGACGGCGGUACAGAUUGUGGAGAGCACGCUGGGCAAGCCGCUUGACCAGCUGUUCGAGGAGUUUGACCCGCAGCCCAUCGCCGCCGCCUCCCUGGGGCAGGUGCACGUGGCGAAGAUUGGCGGGGAGAAGGUGGUGGUCAAGGUGCAGCGGCCGGGGCUGAAGGACCUGUUUGACAUCGACCUGAAGAAUGUGCGGGUGCUGGCGCAGUUCCUGCAGAAGGUGCGGGGAAGCUGCAAUACGUUACUUAAUGCGCCCCGCCCGGGCAUGUGUGUGCGCGGGAGGUGUGUGUGUGGGGGGGUGCCUGGGGCUGCUGUAGCGGUUGCUGCAGCAAUCGGGUGCUGGCUGGCGUACGCGCCGGGCGUCAAGAUCAACCGGGUCAAGGAGCUGGACCGCAUGGGCGUGGACCGCACGCUGCUGGCGCAGCGCGCCGUCGAGUCCUACCUGCAGCAGCUGCUCAACCACGGCUUCUUCCACGCGGACCCCCACCCGGGCAACAUCGCUGUGGAUGCGGAGGGCGGCGGGCGGCUCAUCUAUUACGACUUUGGCAUGAUGGGCACCAUACCCUCCGACAUCAGGUGGGGGGGGGGCAACCCACGGCUUUGGGAGACGUUACGGAGACCCACGCGGGGCUGCGCAGACGCGGCAUCCCGCUUGCUGCACCCUAUCCGCGCCACCUUCCAGUCACGCCACCGUCACCAACCUGCCCUCGCCCCACCGCGUCUUCUUUCUUCCCCCUCCUGCCCUUCUUUCCUCCCCGCAGGCGAGGACCUGCUGGUGGCGUCGGCCGACAAGCCCUUCCGCUUCCCAGCCACCUUCACAUUUGUGGUGCGCUCCUUCACUGUGCUGGACGGCAUCGGCAAGGGGCUCAACCCUCGCUUUGACAUGACCGAGAUUGCGGCGCCGUACGCGCGCCAGCUGCUGCUGGAAGGCUCCUCGCUGCAGAACCGCGCGGUGGCCAACCUGUUCAAGGGCCCCAAUAUGAUUGAGGACACCUACACGGUGAUGCAGCAGCUGGAGCGCGGCGACCUCAAGCUGCGGGUGCGGGCGCUGGAGGCGGAGCGCGCGCUGACGCGG
Messenger RNA from Chlorella variabilis, 1386 nucleotides. RefSeq lists its product as hypothetical. The transcript has 11 exons. Gene Ontology annotation, biological process: regulation of response to reactive oxygen species. Lineage: Eukaryota; Viridiplantae; Chlorophyta; Trebouxiophyceae; Chlorellales; Chlorellaceae. The annotation marks the transcript as partial. The record is from RefSeq and is a predicted model, not a curated record.